Molecule: messenger RNA, 1311 nt
Organism: Scheffersomyces coipomensis
Lineage: Eukaryota; Fungi; Ascomycota; Pichiomycetes; Serinales; Debaryomycetaceae
Gene: VAN1
Product: Van1p
Exons: 1
Coding region: 1-1311 (436 amino acids)
Biological process (GO): cell wall mannoprotein biosynthetic process; protein N-linked glycosylation
Cellular component (GO): mannan polymerase complex
Molecular function (GO): alpha-1,6-mannosyltransferase activity
Source: RefSeq, a predicted model, not a curated record
AUGAUCUGGGCAUUGUUUUUCAGAAAUUCACAUUCAAGUUCACCGACACGAUCUUUGGCUAAUGAUGACAAUGAUCUUGAUGGUGAUUAUGACUUAUAUAAAGUCACUAAGGAUGGAGUUACGAAACAAGAUACCAGUGGUCAACAAGCUGAAGAUGAAAUUGAUGAAUAUGCUGCAUCUGAAAGUUUUUUCAGGGAUACCGUUGAUUUUUAUGAUUUAAAUGAUUAUAGAGGGUCAGCAGAAGGUAACACCAAGGGUGAUAUUGUAUUAUUCCUUAUGCCAUUAAGAAAUGCUGAAAAUGUAUUACCAAUGGCGUUUUAUAAUUUAAUGAAUUUAACUUAUGAUCAUUCAUUAAUUGAUAUUGCAUUUUUAGUUUCUGAUUGUUCCCCUAAUGAUCGAACUUUAGAAACUGUAUUUGAAUAUUCUGUUGCAUUACAAAAUGGUACUUUAGUUGAUAAAUUGAAACAAGAAGAAGAUGAAAGAAAUAGUCGUUCAGUGCAGGGUUCUAACGAUUUAUAUCAAUUAUAUAUGGAUCAAGGUUAUAUGGAUGGAGUUCGUAAAGCUUAUAAACAUCCUGAAGAACAUCAUAAGGGGUAUAGAAAACCAUUCCGAUCCGUAUCAAUCUUUAAAAAAGAUUUUGGUCAAAUCAUUGGUCAAGGUUUUAGUGAUAGACAUGCAGUUAAAGUUCAAGGUAUUCGUCGUAAAUUGAUGGGUAGAGCUAGAAAUUGGUUAACAUCAAGUGCAUUAAAAGCUUAUCAUUCUUGGGUUUAUUGGAGAGAUGUUGAUAUUGAAACUUGUCCUGGAAAUGUAAUUGAAGAUUUAAUGCAACAUGAUUAUGAUGUAAUGGUACCAAAUGUUUGGAGACCAUUACCAACCUUUUUAGGUAAUGAACAACCGUAUGAUUUAAAUUCAUGGAUUGAAUCUGAACCAGCUUUAGAAUUAGCUGCUACUUUAGAUGAAGAUGAUGUUAUUGUUGAAGGUUAUGCUGAAUAUCCUACCUGGAGAGCUCAUUUAGCUUAUAUCAGAGAUCCAAAUGGUAAUCCUAAAGAAGUUGUUGAUCUUGAUGGGGUUGGAGGAGUUUCAAUUUUAGCCAGAGCCAAGAUUUUUAGACAAGGGGUUCAUUUCCCAGCGUUUACAUUUUUAAAUCAUGCAGAAACUGAAGCAUUUGGUAAAAUGGCUAAAAAGAUGGGAUUUAGUGUGGGUGGAUUACCUCAUUAUACUAUAUGGCAUAUUUAUGAACCAAGUGAAGAUGAUCUUAAACAAAUUGCAAAAUUAGAAAGAAAAAAGAGACGUCAAAAAGGUAAACAUUAA